GACGCAAGACGUAGCGGAAGUCCCUGCAGCCGCGGUGUUGUGCAGUGGAGAAGGGACGGAUUUGUAAACCUCAGAGUGCGGUUCUGCCUGCCGGAGGCCGCUGUGGUGCGGAGACCCCCGGGUGAAUCCACCGUCACCAUGUCUGACCAGGAGGCAAAACCUUCAACUGAGGACUUAGGUGAUAAGAAGGAAGGAGAAUACAUUAAACUCAAAGUUAUUGGACAGGAUAGCAGUGAGAUACAUUUCAAAGUGAAAAUGACAACACAUCUCAAGAAACUCAAAGAAUCAUACUGUCAAAGACAGGGAGUUCCAAUGAAUUCACUCAGGUUUCUCUUUGAAGGUCAGAGAAUUGCUGAUAAUCAUACUCCGAAAGAACUGGGAAUGGAGGAAGAAGAUGUGAUUGAAGUUUAUCAGGAACAAACGGGGGGUCACUUGACGGUUUAGAUAAUUCUUUUUAUUUUUUAUUUUUUUCCUUUUCCCUCAAUCCUUUUUUAUUUUUAAAAAUAGUUCUUUUGUAAUGUGGUGUUCAAAAUGAAAAUUGAAUACUGGCACUCCAUCUCUUAGAACAUCUGGUAAUCUGAAUUCUAGUGUUCAAUAUUCAUUAUUGGUUGUUUUUGUUGUGCUGAUUUUUGGUGAUCAGACCUCAGCUCCCUUAAUAUUGCCCUUCUUUCUUUAAGAAAUUUCAUGUGUGUGCAAGAGAGGCCACCCUUUCCAGGACUGUGCAUUUUCAGGUUUGUGAUGAUAAAAAGAUCGACCAAUGGGAGUUUUCCUAUGACCUUUUGAUUGGCCCUGAAGUUCCAGCAUGUGGUUGCUUCACUCCUGGACUGCGAUUUUCAGUGGGAGAUGGAAAUUUUUCAGAGAACUGAACUGUGGAAAAUGACCUUUCCUUAUAAAAUCUAAGGGUCUGGACCAAAAGAAGAACAUCAUGUAGUCAAGAUGACAGAGUGAGAGUAACAGCUAACUCCAAAGGUGGCUUCACUGGAGAGAAAGAAAGUAUCUUGAGCAAGACGGUAUUGUCAGAAGAUCCCAGGAACAUUCUAAUUUUCAUCAGCAGUUAAUAAAGUUACUCAUACAGAAGUGUACGCAACAGACACUGCUCCUUUUGAUUCUGUUUGUACUUUUUGGCCUGGGACAUGGGUUUUCAAGGGACAUCGUCUGUACCAGCUUCAUUAAAAUAAACAAUAUUUGUAAAAAUC
This is a messenger RNA of Arvicanthis niloticus (Nile rat), 1196 nucleotides long. It is a transcript of the gene Sumo1, whose product is annotated as small ubiquitin like modifier 1. Gene Ontology annotation, molecular function: protein binding. NCBI's taxonomy places the organism in Eukaryota, Metazoa, Chordata, Mammalia, Rodentia, Muridae. The record is from RefSeq and is a predicted model, not a curated record.